GCUAUUGCUGAGCAAUGUUUGUAACUUUUGAUGAUUACCCAAUACCUACGAGCCUUCGAACGUAACCUUUCCCAUCUUCCACCUUUGAUCCAACACUCCGAUAUUGGCUCCCAUUAAACAUGGCGACUCAUUCUCUUACACGUAGAUGUGCUGGACUUACCUCUACAACUCCCACAUCAGUAGUUCAAGGAUUUAUAAAGACCGCCACAACAACCCGGUCAUUCCACCAAAACACCCCGCGUCCAGUCUUCGAUUUUCUUGUUCCACGUCUGGGUACUCCCUUACAGUCGACAUAUGCUCUCAAGCAGAAUGGAAUAUUGAGGAAUCCCGUGAGAUGUUUCUCGAUCACUAGGACACGAAAAGCUACCGUCACAACAUUCAAUCCACAAAAGAAUGAUGAUGGUACAGAACAGAAGAUCGAAAUCACAUCGCGCGCUGCAGAUCGUUUGCAACAACUCCGCAAGAAAGAGAACAAUCCCAACCUUGCUCUUCGAGUCGAAGUUCAAUCGGGGGGUUGCCAUGGGUUCCAAUAUGUAAUGUCGCUGUGCGACCUCCCCGCCAACAUAUCCCGAGAUCUCUUUUCGAAGAAUACUGUUCAAGAAGAAUCUUCGCCUGCUCUGAACACCUCAUCCACCGAUCCAAAUGCUAUGCCUACGUCAUCUACUCCCCCGAAAUCAAAUAAUCCAACCACGUUGGAUCUUCGCGAAGAUGAUACAGUAUUCAGCUAUAUCAGUGAUCAAUCCCACGCUAGUGUAGUUAUGGACGUGUUCAGUCUCGAUGCCUUGAAGGGUAGCAGAAUAGAUUACGAAAUCAAGUUGAUCGGUUCCGAGUUCAAGAUUGUUGAUAACCCAGCCGCGACUAGCAGUUGUGGUUGUGGAACAAGCUUCGACAUCAAGUUUUGAGUUUGAAGAGGAUCGAUGAGUGUAAUGUAAGUUACUAGAUACGAUAUACCAUUUGGGGUUUGGAUUUGGCGUGAAUGGUAUGGUCUGAGGCCACGCGGUGUUAAGCAACAGAUUAGCACUCACAAGGGCAUUAAUAUCACAAGGAGAAUUUCUUAAAUUUACACAUGAUGUUACCCAUUGCUUUCGGCAAGGUCUUGUAUGCAUUGUCAUUACAUACCAUGUUUCUGAAAUUUUACUGAGCAAGGCAAGGGAAGCUUUGUUCUCUGCAAGAGAAAAAAGAACAUGGGAGGAUCUUACAUAGUCACAUAAAUGCUAGAAGACAUUUAGAGCAAUCAUUUUGAGAACA
This is a messenger RNA of Botrytis cinerea B05.10, 1248 nucleotides long. RefSeq names its product Bcisa2 (gene Bcisa2). The record is from RefSeq and is a predicted model, not a curated record. The transcript has 2 exons. Gene Ontology annotation, cellular component: mitochondrion. Gene Ontology annotation, biological process: iron-sulfur cluster assembly. Gene Ontology annotation, molecular function: 2 iron, 2 sulfur cluster binding; iron ion binding; 4 iron, 4 sulfur cluster binding. Lineage: Eukaryota; Fungi; Ascomycota; Leotiomycetes; Helotiales; Sclerotiniaceae. The coding region runs from base 120 to 902 and encodes 260 amino acids.